AUGAACAUCCAGGUCCUGUCAGACCACAAGCUGUCAUCAGUCGCCCCGCUGAAACCCUGCAAUGUGGAGAAGAAGGAGGUGGAACUGAUACUGUUGAAGGACCAGAAUGGGGUCCAGUAUACCAGUUCGACCAUCAUGCCCACCCCCAGCACGCACGGCACCCCCUGCACCGCUGAGGAGCUGGAGGAGAGGGAAACAUGGGGAAAGAAAAUAGACUUUCUCCUAUCCGUCAUAGGCUUCGCAGUGGACUUGGCCAAUGUCUGGAGAUUCCCUUACCUCUGCUACAAGAAUGGAGGAGGUGAGUGAACUGUUAUAACUUCUGUAAAGACUUCUGUUAAGACUUUCCUAGGUUUCUUUGGAACUAUCCUCGUCGAGAACCAGGCUUGGUAUGGCAAGGCGAGACUGCUUUGGAACUAAUAUCAACUUUGUUUUACUGUUGUGAAAUAACUUUCUUAGUGAGCUUAUGAUAAAAUGUGCCAAUCUGUUAGUUUGUAUGCUACCAAACGUACCAGUCACUAGUCAGUGUUGUGACAACAUAUUUUGAAAUCCCCAAAUAACAGUGCGCAGCCUUUCUUGAGCCAAGAGGCUUUGCUUGUAAGAGGAAAACGGAUAUACCUCAUUGCAUAAAUUCAUUCAGGUCAGUGUGGUUGAGUCAACUGCAAAUACAUUCACUGUAUCUGGGUGCUACUGUAUCUUACUGUAAAGGGUUGGCUCAUAACCCAUUCACACCAGCUGCUGGCUCAUAGGCGCCUUAUUGCUGGUGGCACAUGUCAGGAAAUAUUUAAAUACUCACAGUUGAGCAGAUAGAUAUGCAAAUAUGUUAAUAAUGAUAAUUUUGCAAAUAUGUUAAUAAUGAUUGACUUAAUUUAAAAGUGUCUAGAUCAGGGGUGUCAAAAAAACAUUUUCCUCGCGGGCGGCAUUCGGUCUUCAGCGAGGUCCAGAGGGCCAUGCUUAAAAUGUAUUAUAUUUCGCCAGUCAAAAUUUGCCAGACAAUUGUCCUCUAUCCUCACUGUGAUGACUGUUAGCAAGUUGGAGGGAGUGAAUAGACAAUACAUGUAGGUCCAGUAUCAUUUCUACACAGUUUCGAUUUGAUUUUAGUAAUUUCAAUGUUGAUUGAGAUCCUUUCCCCCCUAAAUUUAAAUAAAGAAAUAAAAGAAUAACAAAUAUUUACACCAAAAAAAAUCAAACCAGGGCCGGACUGAAUGGUGGAUUGAAUGGGCUCAAUGCCCGGAUCCAGCCCGCAGGCCUUGACAAGUGGUCUAGACCAUUAAGAGCAACAUCCUGGUCUCAUAAGCUAGACUUAACAUAGUAAACAUAAAUCCGGUACACUCAAAUUAGUAUGAAAUGUUACUUUUGGUGUGGUCACACAAAACAGAUGGUCAGGGUCGGUGGGCAUAUAACACCAACUUCUAGCAACCCAAAGGUUGCGAGUUUGAAUCUCAUCACAGCCAACUUGAGCAUUUUAGCAAAUUAGCAACUUUUUAGCUAGUUUGCAACAACUUAGCAUGUUAGCUAACCUUCCCCUAACAUUAACCCUUUUAUCUAACCUUAACCUUAACCCUUUCAGCUAACCCUUCCCCUAAACCUUUAACCUAACUCCUAAACUUAAUCCUAACUUUAACCCUAACCUAGAUAACGUUAGCCAGCUAGCUAACGUUAGCCACCUAGCUAGACUUUGUAACAUGUCAUACGUUUUGCAAAUUUGUAACAUAUUGUACAUUUGGCAAAUUCUUAACAUAUUGUACGUUUUCCAAAUUCGUAACAUAUAAUAAGAAUUGUAAUUCGUAACAUAUCAUACAAAAUGGUUAUGGACAUCCGCAAAUUAAUACAUACACUACAUGACCAAAUGUAUGUGGACAUCUGCUCGUCGAACAUCUCAUUCCAAAAUCAUGGGCAUUAAUAUGGAGUUGGUCCCCCCUUUGCUGCUAUAACAGCCUCCACUCUUCUGGGAAGACGAUUUUUACGUGCUACACACUUCAGCACACGGCGGUCCCAUUCUGUGACCUUAUGUGGCCUACCACUUCGCGGCAGAGUCACAAUAACAGUACUUACAGUUGACCGUGGCAGCUCUAGCAGGGCAGAAAUUUGAUGAACUGACUUGUUGGAAAGGUGGCAUCCUAUGACGGUGCCACGCGGAAAAUCACUGAGCUCUUCAGUAAGGCCAUUCUACUGCCAAUGUUUGUCUAUGGAGAUUACAUGGCUGUGUGCUCGGUUUUAGUGUUUACUAGAUUUCCUGUCCCCUUUGGCAGCAUUCCACUUCCCGGGGUAAAAAUAGACAUGUGUAUCUUUAUCUGGUGAACUGUGUGUUGCAGUGUUGUGUCCUGUGGUGCCAACUCUUCAGCUGUGGGUCAUGUUCAUUUAGCGCUUUCUGAAAGGCUAUAAUGCAGCCCAACGCUCAGCUCUUUGUUAUAAUGUUGCAUACAAAGAUAUUUUCAAUUAUACUAGAUAAAGGAACUCUGUUCCAUCUCAUAUUGCUCAAAUAAACAGCAAACCUGGUUUCAAAAAACAGAUAAAGCAACACCUCACGGCACAACGCCUCUCCCCUAUUUGACCUAGAUAGUUUGUGUGUAGGUAUUGAUAUGUAGGCUACGUGUGCCUUUACAUUUUUUCAUGUAGUUCUGUUAUGUCUAUUAAUGUUCUGUAUUAUGUCAUGUUUCAUGUUAUGUGUAGACCCCAGGAAGAGUAGCUGCUGCUUUUACUACAUCUCAUGGGGAUCCUAAUAAAAUACCAAAAUACCAAAUACCAAAGGGAAUUUAAUUCUUCCUAGAAUUCACUGGAACAUAAAAAGCAAUUCACUGUCUGUGCCUGGAGAGUCCAUGUUGAUGUCUGUUUCGUGUUAUUUUUCUUUAGAAAUCAUCAUCAACACAAAUUGCUAGGGUGAAAAACACCCACAAAAUGCUAAAUAUGUUGUCUUGGGCUGCAACACAAAUGCCAAAAGGAUCACGUUCAAAAACAUUGUUUUGUGGGUUUUUGUCGUGAUUUCAGGUGCCUUUCUGAUCCCCUACAUUCUGUUCCUGGUGAUUGCUGGGAUGCCUCUGUUCUAUAUGGAACUAGCCCUGGGACAGUACAACAGGGAAGGCGCUGCUACAGUCUGGAAGAUCUGCCCUGUCUUUAAAGGUGAGCUUUCUCUCUCUCUCCCAUCUCUCUGUUCCAUCUCUUUCCUAACCUCUGCCUCCUCUCUCACCUUCUCAAGUCUCCUGGCCAUUGUCCACAAUUGAUCAAUGCCGUUCGAGAUUCCGGGCAGAUUAUUAUAGAAAUUGUGAAGAUAUGAUUACAUAAGAAGACAUUUAUAGUUACAGUAUCACCAUUUGAAGGAUAUGUAUCUUCUGCUUGUAUAGUUCCAUCUGUGCCACUGAGUCUGGCUUUAAUUCCAAUUUUGCUUGAUUUCAAAUGUAAUCUACAAGUUAAUAAUGUAUAUGUUGGAUUCAACGGCUCCAUCUCAACCAAAAAUCUAAGUUAAAGAAUAGGACUAAAUCAAAUCAAAUCAAACUUUAAAUGCACUAUAAAUAAAGUUGUAUUUGAUUUAGUCCUAUUCUAUAACUUAGAUUUUUGGUUGAGAUGGAGCCGUUGAAUCCAACAUAUACAUUAUUAACUUGUAGAUUACAUUUGAAAUCAAGCAAAGCUUCAAACCCUAGGCCUAUUUAUUGUAUAUUUAGAAGUUGAAUUGAAACAAUAUGUGUUGAUGCAAAGGCUAUAAAGGCCUAAAUAGCAUCGUUGAUGCUAUAUGUUAAAUCUCUGUUAAACACAGCCUUUGGAAUGACUUUAAUAGCAACAGUGAAUCUAUUUAGUUUUUAAGUAGAGGUCUCGCAACAAUCAUUCUCACGAUAGCACAAUGGUGAUAGUCAGUGAUACAUUUCAAAGCUAAGCACGGCUGGGCUUGGUUAAAACCCUGGAUGGGAGCCCAAAGGGAUAGCUGUAGAUAUAUACAUUCUCCAGUAGGAGGUGCUGCCCAGCCUGUUGUUUUUUUAAUGCUAGUGGAUGUAACUCAACAUACAAAUUCAACAUAUUUUAUACAAGCUUUAUCUAUGCUGAAAAUUGGUAACCAUGAUGACAUAAUCCUGUGGUUGAAAUUUCAAACUAACAGUUUUUGCAAAUCCAAUGAAUUUUACACAUAGAGUUCACGUCACAAUACAUUGACAAAUUACAUUGAAACAAUGUUGAUUCAACCAGUUUGUGCCCAGUGGUUUUCCCCUAUAAUCGUCUUCUUCCAUCUCUCCUUUCUCGUAUAUACCUCUCUUCUUCAUUUUCCUGUCUUCAGCUCUCCCUGUCCACUUUUUCAAAAGCUUUGAUCAGAGGAGAGAGGAAGUAAAGAUGUGGUUGUUUAGAAGUAUCCAGUAAAUGCCCUAGACACAUACUGUACAACAAUAAACAUACAGUAGAUAUUCUGUAUAAACAUAGAUAUGCAUUGUAAUGUAGAUGGACACAUAAAGGCAGUUUGUUUAUUAGUUUUACUACUGAGCCUUAUCAGCAUGGCAUACUGUUACCACACACACCAUGGCAUCUGAACUGUUGAACCUGAAAGCUUAGCCAGAAGUUUACAGGCAGUGUUUUACAUUUACAGUAUGUUACACAUAAAGUCUAUUGUAUAUUGUUGUUCUUGCAAGUUAUGAAAAAUGAUAAAUGAUUUGUAUGAAUACUGGAGAACCAGACAGAUAUGAUCUUAUUACACAUGACAAGAACAGACGUGCAAGAUGUACUGUAUGUGUGAAAACCUCAGUCAGUACAUUAGAGUGUAUAACAAUGUUAAACUGACAUUGUUAAGUCCAUCUGCUGCCUGUUCUGAUGGUAAAGUUAUAGCACAUCACAUUUUGCUAAAAUAAUACAUUGAAUCAGGUGAAAUAAGUGGUUGAAUCCUCACAUUUCCUCAAUUUUUUUUAUUUUUAUUUUUUACAUAAUACUAGCUGGUAUUCCACUGCCGUGCUUGGUUUUCAGCGGUCUCUGCUGUCCAAAGUCUUGUGGAUACAUGCUACAUACACAUUUAUGAUUUACAUUAUACAGGAGUAGCAGCAUUUCACCCUCUGUAGCCUAACCUAUGUAACCAUCUCUCUCUCUCUCUCUCUCUCUCUCUCUCUCUCUGUCUCUCUCUCUCUCUCUCUCUCUCUCUCUCUCUCUCUCUCUCUCUCUCUCUCUCUCUCUCUCUCUCUCGCUCUCUCUCUCUCGCUCUCUCUGUCUCUCUCUCUCUGUUUCUCUCACUCAUAUUCUGCCCUCCCUUCCUCCCUCAGGCGUGGGCUACACUGUGAUCAUCAUAGCGUUGUAUGUGGGUUUCUACUACAACGUCAUCAUAGCCUGGUCUCUGUACUACCUGUUCUCCUCUAUGACCAGUGAGCUGCCCUGGCUCCAUUGUGGCAAUGCCUGGAACAGUCCGAACUGCACAGACCCCAAGCUACUAAACGGAUCCUUCCUGGGCAACGGGACGUCUUAUGCCAAGUACAAGAUGACGCCGGCUGCAGAGUUCUAUGAGUGA
Coregonus sp. 'balchen' is the source of this 5464-nucleotide messenger RNA. Lineage: Eukaryota; Metazoa; Chordata; Actinopteri; Salmoniformes; Salmonidae. The record is from the annotation of a GenBank genome assembly.